Colletotrichum acutatum is the source of this 843-nucleotide messenger RNA. RefSeq lists its product as uncharacterized. The transcript is spliced from 4 exons. The record is from RefSeq and is a predicted model, not a curated record. The coding region runs from base 1 to 843 and encodes 280 amino acids. Lineage: Eukaryota; Fungi; Ascomycota; Sordariomycetes; Glomerellales; Glomerellaceae.
AUGCCCGGAAGACUCGAAGGAAAGAACAUCAUAAUCACUGGUGCUACUGGUGGGAUUGGCCUAGAGUCAUCAAGCUUCAUGUUUAGAGAGGGUGCCUCCGUCCUAAUGACAGACCUCAAUCAAGAACUCCUCGACAAGGCACUCAAACGAGUGAGGGACGUCGUAGCGAACGUUCCCGGACAUCUCGAGACUCUUGUCGUAGACGUUUCGAGCGAAUCCGAAGUCGACAGGCUCUGGGGCGGCCUCGAUGUCAUCUUCAGUAACGCUGGCAUCAUGCACCCUCAUGACGGCGAUGCGCACGAGUGCUCCGCCGAGAUCUGGAACAAGACGUUUGACAUCAACGUCAAGGGCGUCUGGUACGGGAGCAAGCAUGCGAUGAGGUCCUUACGGAAGCAUGGCAAGACAAAGCGCAGCGUCAUCAACACCGCUAGCAUGGUCGCCAUCGUCGGAUCAGCCACACCGCAGUUGGCGUAUACCGCGAGCAAGGGCGCGGUUAUGGCCCUCACUCGGGAGUUGGCGAUCGUUCAUGCCAGAGAAGGUGAGAAAAGCAACGUUCUCAUGGAGUCCCUUCUUAAUCCUAUGCUUCAGGACUUCCUGGGUGACGAUCAUGCCAAGCGAUUCCGGAGAGAGGUGCACUUUCCCACUGAUCGCUUCGGCGAGGCCAUUGAGCAAGCGCAAGCGGUCGUUUUCCUUGCCAGUGAAGAAAGCAGCUUUGUGAAUGCACAUGGCAUAGUUGUGGAUGGUGAAUUGAUCAAGGCCUAUGUGACGCUAGAGGGACCAGCAACCGAAGCGCCGCGUAAUCUGGGAGUCUGGUUCUUUACAUUAUCUACACCGGACAAGUAG